Molecule: messenger RNA, 2762 nt
Organism: Alosa sapidissima (American shad)
Lineage: Eukaryota; Metazoa; Chordata; Actinopteri; Clupeiformes; Clupeidae
Exons: 12
Coding region: 144-2012 (622 amino acids)
Molecular function (GO): DNA binding
Source: RefSeq, a predicted model, not a curated record
UCUACUGCGAAGACGUCUGCAGCAGUGUAAAAUGUAACAUGUAGCCUAACAUUAGGCUACGUUCACAUACAGUUCCUGCAGAACGGGUGUGUUGACAGACAGAGCCAACUGGGGAAAGGUUUCAGCGGAAUUCUCUGGCAGCUAUGUCGGCAAACAGUUGUGUGCAAAUAAAGGUUGAGGAAGAUUAUGAUCAGGUAAUGAUUGAAGAACAUCUCAGUUGUGAGGAUGAUGAUGAUUCAGCCCUGACAGGAAAUACAUCUGCAGCACUUUUGAAUAUUGACGGAGGCCAGCAGAGGGACACUGGCAGACAGCCCACCACUUCUCUCAUACAGACACCUAAGAGGUGGAGCUCAGACGGACAGAGGAGUAACGGCACCUCUCAGAACACAAGAGGGCAGGGCUCUGCCUCCGUGCCAUUAACCAGCAGCAUGAGGAUGGAACAAGAGGGGGAGUCAUCUCUUGAAUAUGACAGCCAACAACUUCAUGAGGAGGAGAGCUCAAUUUCAAAGGACUCCUUUGGCACUGAUCAACUAAGAACCCUGGGUGAAAUCCUUGCAUAUUGCCAGGUUAUGUACGGAGCCAUCCAGAAACUGGAUGAGAAAUUUGAACAGCUACAAGCCAAGGUGACAAAUAUUCAGCCAAUCCAGCUGACUCCAGAACAGUUCCAAAAGGCUACAUCAAAAACACCAUCUCUGUCCAAGAACACAGACCCUCCUGCUGUAAGUGUGGACACGUCUUUGGCCCCAGACUUAGCCUUGUCCAUGCCACAUUUGGUGCGCGUGUGCUCUCCUCCACCCCCUCCCUCAGUGGAGGUGAAGAGGCCCCCAGUUCUCUCUCCAGCCCCGACCCAGAGACUUCCCAGCCCACCCAGCCUGGCCCCGCCGGGCCAGAAUGAUUCCCUGGUUAAGACCGUUGGCGCAGCAAACUUCUCAAACCAUCCGACUCCCCUCAACAAAGAUGUAGACCAGAAGAUUCAAAGUCAAUCUUACACAGCAUAUGGAGCCAGCCCUAAAACAGGUUGGCUGGGCAGCAGGAAGAGGAAUGUGUCCAUUAGCCAGAGCGCCCUCCUGAAGGCAGAAAAGAUGUCCAAACCUGGAAAGGCUGUCCGAUUCCUCACUCGCUGUGUAUUCUCCGUCGAGGAGAUGAGCUGUAGCAACACUUUGGGUGACACCACCAGAGGCCUGAAGAAAUUGGAUCCAAAUAAGCUUGGGGCCAUCAGAGAAUGGCUGGCCAGAAGGUACCCAGAGUAUGAUCUCAAAGAGAAAGGCAAAGACUGGAGAAAAUGCAUGUCGGUCAUGAACUCAACUGCCAGGUACCUACGUCUGAUGGCCAAGAGGCGACGGCUGAAAAUACAGAGGGAGGAUGAAACUCUGAAGACUCUUCAUAUCUCGGCAUCGCACACAGAACCCAUCCCGGAACCAGAAGCAGAUCCUGACCCUGAGGAGGACCAGCCCACAGAGAAGUACGUAGCACAGAUUGAGGAGUCCGUAGAGAAUUACACUCCAGAGAUGGAGUUCACAGUAGAGGAGUUCACAGCAGAGGAGUUCACAGCAGAGAUCGAUGUAGAGCUGUCUGACAGUGAGGAGGAAGACAACGCGAGAGUUAAUAAACAUAUACAAAAUGAGGAGGAAAACAGUCUGACAUCCUACUCAGACACUGUAUACGAGCAUCUUGGGAACCCUCUGCGGAACGUGAAGGUACCCCAGUAUGCCAUGUUCACAGCCCUGCAGCGAACCAGGCCUGAGCUAGCAGCACGCGUCCUCAUCAAAUACAUGUUUCCUGAGGAGGUGCUCGUGGUGAGCAAUGUCCAUGGCAACACUGAGAGUGGCAUCCGAGCUCUGGACUACAACAAAAUAUCUGCUCUCAGAGAACACCUACAAGAACGUUUCCCCUGGUUACUGUUGGAGGAGGAUGGCCAGGACUGGAAGGUGUGUGUGGGAGCCAUCAACAGCACCAUCCGCAAGUUUAGACAUGACCUCAAGAUGGGCAAGGGCCGCAAGAAGGGAACAUGAGGAGAGGCACAAGCACCAGCGACUCUCCUGACCAGUGUAUUUCACUGGGAGAAGUGCUAAAGACACUGUGCCUGAGAUCCAGUCAAACCGUUUUAAUGUUACUACAGUGAUUCUCAUUCAGUGUAUUGGAACCCCAUCAAGAUUACCAGAGAAAUCUGUGAAUAUAAUGGGGAUAUCUAAGGCUUUCUUACUGUAUGAUAGUUCUGUUACAGAUCUUAUUUUGUAAAAAAAAAAAAAAAGAAUCAUGACAGUCAUGGAUGCUAGUUCAUUGAAGAAAGAAAAUCAUGUUAACCAUCAAAGAAUGUUUUUUUUUUUUCUUCAAAUAAGUUUUUUUUUUUUCCCUGGAGAAUAGGUCAUACCUAACAUUUGUAUUUUUGAGCAACACUUUCAUGGAUAACAGGUAAUGCCUUAAAGAAAUUCUAUUUAAAUUCAUUAUUAUGCGGUUUUUUUUUGGUAAAACAUGGAUCAUCUUGUAUAUAUAUAUUUUGUUAAUUCAUAUGGAUUUUUUAUUUACAUUGACAUGCCCAUACUACUAAUACUGCCAAUCAGAUCACAGGGAUAUUUCCCCAUUUGGGGAACUACACUCCUUUUCCACCUCCCCUUGACUUACACAAUUGAUUUUUAUCUUUCUCCAGUUUAUCCAGCCAUUCUCAAUGGGAGGUGGAAAAUGAGUGUAAUUCCCCAAAUGGUGGAAUAUCCCUUUAAUACAGAAAUUGUUUACAUAAUAUUGAAUAAAUAUUGACAAAGUUU